UGUUCAUAUUUUCCGCUCAGUCUCUGCUCAUAAUAUGAGGAAUGCCCAUAGUUUCGGUCUGUAUAGGACUAACGCACACACACACGCGCCUCUCUCAUCACGGGUGGGUGGACUGAUUGAUCCGGUUGCCAUUGACGACACUCCGACAUCAAAGCAUGCGGAUCGGCAUUACAUCAUCAUGGGCUCGCGCUGGGUUUGGUCCUCCAGGUGUGACCGCGGCACUUUCUCCUGGGUUCUGCCGCUCAAGAGGCGUCAUCUUCGGCGAGAUAAUGGGGGAUUCCCGCGAGGACAAACACUGUGUCGGAUCAUCAGGAGAUUUAAUUCCCGGUGAAAGCUGCCACAGAACGACUCGUACAGAAAUGUCCUGCUUGGAUUUUUAUGUGUUUCCUCCAGUUGUGACUCGUCGAGAGUUUCUGCUUCUGCUGGUGCUUUGGAUUUUAUUGCCCCGUUUGCAGUGUGCUGGAGCGCGCAAGCAGCCUCCUGGUAUUAAAAUAUUACUUUCCGGACAGUCCAAGGCUGUUACUCAGAAAGUUUUCACAACAGAUGGCAAAGAAUGCAAGUUUCCUUUUCGCUCUGGAGGGAAGAUUUAUAACCAGUGCAUCUCUGUGAACUCCAACAAGGCCUGGUGUUCGCUCACACACAACUUUGACCGUGAUCAGAAGUGGGGAUUUUGCAGUUCACACACACGACUGUACAACGGUUUUCUUCCUCGGCGUGGAGAUCUGAGCGUCUGUCAGUCGAACCCGUGUCUGAAUGCUGGCGUUUGUGCCACGGACACUCACAGAAACUCUUUCCACUGCAUCUGUGCUGACGGAUUCACUGGAGCUCUGUGUGAGAAGAGGAAAUGCUACGAGCUGCUGCAUCUGAAGCAUUAUGAUAUCGGAGAGUCGUGGAGCCGGAUUUACCUGCGGAGCGUGGAGAUGUGCACGUGUGUGAGUGCCGGGGCCGUCUGUGAACGCACACGAUACACCGUGUGUUCCAGGAAUCCCUGUGAAAAUGACGGAGUGUGUAGGAUGAUUGAAGCCACUGGGGAAGAGGUGUGUGGAUGCAUAUCUGGAUAUACUGGACAAUACUGUAAUAUCA
Danio rerio (zebrafish) is the source of this 1083-nucleotide messenger RNA. Lineage: Eukaryota; Metazoa; Chordata; Actinopteri; Cypriniformes; Danionidae. The record is from RefSeq and is a predicted model, not a curated record.